AUGAAUUGGAGACAGAGUUUGCUUUCGCAUCAAUCUAUUAAUUUAUUAUCCGUUUCUAAUUAUAUACGCCGAUUUCAUCUUAGUAACUACCAGAUUUUAUGUAAGAAAUACGAUUUAGAUUAUUCUAACUACCCAAAACUAAAUAAUGGGGAUUUGGAAGAACAGUUUGUUAGAGGAAGUGGACCCGGAGGACAAGCUGUAAAUAAAGCAAUGAAUUGUGUAGUGCUCAAACAUAUACCGAGUGGACUGGUGGUAAAAUGCCAUCAAACCAGAUCGCUCGAGAAAAAUCAAGAGAUAGCUCGCGAAAUAUUAACUGAAAAGUUGGAUAGUAAACUAAAUGGAGAAAAUUCAAUUGCCAACCAGAAAAAACGAUUUGACGAAGUGCGUAGCAAAGCGAUGGAACUCAAAAAGAAAAAACUGAAUCAACUUAAGAACGAGUGGAAAAAACGAGAAGGUCUUUUGAAGGAAGAAUGAUGUUAAAAAAAGUUAUGGAAUUCUGUCUAGAUAACUGGAACCUCUAACUUUCGUUGUAAAUAAUGUUUGGAAAUGUAUUUCGAUAUUAAAUGGAUUGUUAUGA
This is a messenger RNA of Planococcus citri (citrus mealybug), 577 nucleotides long. Its product is annotated as mitochondrial translation release factor in rescue. The record is from RefSeq and is a predicted model, not a curated record. Gene Ontology annotation, cellular component: mitochondrion. The transcript has 2 exons. Lineage: Eukaryota; Metazoa; Arthropoda; Insecta; Hemiptera; Pseudococcidae. Gene Ontology annotation, biological process: translational termination. The coding region runs from base 1 to 474 and encodes 157 amino acids. Gene Ontology annotation, molecular function: translation release factor activity.